AGUCGCGCAGCUGUGUGCAAAGUGAGCAGUCGUGUGGUCAUCGACGUUGGGUUUUUCCAGUUCGGUAGUGCGUCUCGUAGACUGGUUAUUGAAAACAACAUGGCGAAGCCGGGCCUAGGCACCGAGGUGGUGUUAAUGGAUGAAGGGGCAAUGGCGGCCCAGAUGGGCCGGGAAACGCCUCACAUAACCAGCUUGAACGUCACCAAAUCAUCCCGAGUGCAUGUUGGGCCUAAAUUCGUAUCCGUGAACCAAACCAUACAAAACAAGGAAAUGAUCAAAGGCCGCUUUUUGGGCCUUGAGCUGAUGUCAGGAGAGUCCACGCGAAAGCUGCGUUGUAGCGUGGCGGUUUUCCUGUGUUGGGCCUUCCUUGUCUCCUCAGGCCUCGCAAUCUACCUCGUGUAUGUAGCCUUGUGGCAUCAAGUACGACUAGACAUAGAUCUACCUUUUCACAAAUAUGUUUGGAGUAUAAUUAGAAAUACUACAAAGGCUGAGCGUCUGUCCUGCCUAGCGGCUACUACAGCAUUGAUAGUAGUCAUCUUGCUCAUUAUUUACUACACCCUGUUUAUGAGGAAAACGGACCAAGACCAAGGCGUUAACUAUGCUCCGCAUGAGUGGAACAUAACCCGAGAAAUGUGGUUGGCCGACGACUUUCACCACAACUCCACGACUGACACGUAUGAUCCUCUCAAAUUGGUCAUCAUCCAACACACGGUCGGCGCUGAGUGUCACACUUUUAGCGACUGCUCAGCCUAUGUCAGAAGAUUGCAGGAAUACUUCCUGAAAGACCUUAAAUACGAUAUACCCUAUAACUUUUUAAUUGGAAACGACGGACGAGUGUACGAAGGUCGGGGCUGGAACCGGGAAGGUGCCCAUACUUAUACAUUUAAUAGGUGUUCCCUUGGUAUUGGUUUCAUUGGUGACUAUCGAAAUACAAACGUCACUACAAGUCAAGUGGAGAGGCUCAACCUGUUGCUCGCAGAAGGUGUGUCUAGGGGUCACUUGGACCCUAACUAUUACAUAGUUCCUGCAAAAGACCUACAGAGCACGGAAAGCCCCGGGACGAAUUUAUACAAUCUAAUCAAGCAGUGGCACACAUACGACCACAAACUACAGUUCAGAGGCAGAUCGUGUGACCAGAUCUAUGGAAGAGAAUGAAACUAAGGCUACUUAAAAAAGCUUUGCAUCACAAACUUGUUAUAAUUUACCUUAUUUUUACUAAUUUUUAAGUAAGAUUUUUAUGUAGAAGUAAGUAAAUGUUAUUUUUGAGAUAAAUAUCGACAGCACAUCAAGCUAAAGUUGUAAUGAAUGCUAUUUUUUAACUAAUAAGUAUGUAAUUAGCCUGAUGGGCUGUUGCUGAACAUUAAUCUAAAUAUGGAUGUGGAUUUUCGUAAAAUAAGUGUCUGUAAUAAGUUAUGACUACUUACUAAUACAAGCAUCACAAUCCUAUUUGAGAGGAUAACUUCAGGACUAAAAGAAGCAUAGUGAACUCUUUAUAGUUUCUAACACAGACAUUAAAUUUUAAGUUAAUAACUAUGUACCUUUGAUAAAAUCUUGAAAUAAGUAGGUACCUAAACUUAGAAAUCUGGUCAGGGUACCAACUUCUUAACUAAGAAUAACUAUUCAGGGUUAACUGUUAAGGUGGGUUUGACGUAUACCAUCCCAUUUGCAUUUCGUCACGAAUUCAAAAAUCCACAUUAAGUACCUACCUAUGUUAGUACUAAGUGGACGGGCGCGUUCCAUGACGUGGUUCUACACGACAAACUAAAUUGUAUGGACGUACUUAUAGGAGCUUUGCUACGAAUAUAGAACCAGCACGCUUUAUGCUACGUAGCAAUGUGAACUUAAAUUAUUUAUGUUUUUUGUUUAUGUACUUUUAGUUCAUGGUUUUAUCAGGGGUGUAAUUUAGUGCAAAGUACCUAUACCUACCUACGUAUAGUUUAUCUUAGAUGCAAAGCUAAUAUGUAAUUAUUAAGUAAUGUUUCAUUUACAUGAUAUGGUUGUGCAGGGUUCAAUGAUCAAAAAUUGAAAGCAUUUAAGUGUCAUAAUUACCUAUAUCAUUUAGGAUAAGUAAGCUGCGCGGUUUGUAAGUUAGACAAAACUACCAAUGAAAUUAAAACAUUACAGCAGUCAAUGUUGUUAAUGUUUCAUUCUUAGCUGUUAAGCAAUAAGAUUUCCAAGCUACUCUAGAAAUACAAGACUGAAGUAGGUAGGUACUUACCUCUUUUACUGUCUUUUCCUGAAGCCGUGGAAGUGACGUAGUUUUAAUUUUUAUUUUAGUUCUAUUACCCGAUACCGGCUAUAUGGAAUAGCUGCAAGUUACCUACUUUAGUAAUUAGGUACUCCGCCAGUCCGCAAUCGUGUAAUUCGUUCACAUUAAAUAGAUUUAAAUACUGGAUUACUUGUAUUGUGUACCUAUUUACCAUUGAUAUGGCUAUUUGACAAAUUAGGUUUAUGUUAGGUAGGUACCUAGGUUAAGCCGUUGAGUUGCCGGGUUAAUGAAAUAAAGCCUUAUCAACAAUAAAACUCGUUUUCCAAUGUC
This is a messenger RNA of Ostrinia furnacalis (Asian corn borer), 2539 nucleotides long. Its product is annotated as peptidoglycan-recognition protein SC2-like. Bases 100 to 1155 code for a protein of 351 amino acids. The transcript has 6 exons. Gene Ontology annotation, biological process: peptidoglycan catabolic process. NCBI's taxonomy places the organism in Eukaryota, Metazoa, Arthropoda, Insecta, Lepidoptera, Crambidae. The record is from RefSeq and is a predicted model, not a curated record. Gene Ontology annotation, molecular function: zinc ion binding; N-acetylmuramoyl-L-alanine amidase activity.